Herpailurus yagouaroundi (jaguarundi) is the source of this 2410-nucleotide messenger RNA. It is a transcript of the gene SEC22C, whose product is annotated as SEC22 homolog C, vesicle trafficking protein. The transcript has 10 exons. The record is from RefSeq and is a predicted model, not a curated record. NCBI's taxonomy places the organism in Eukaryota, Metazoa, Chordata, Mammalia, Carnivora, Felidae. Gene Ontology annotation, biological process: endoplasmic reticulum to Golgi vesicle-mediated transport. Bases 593 to 1504 code for a protein of 303 amino acids.
GUCUGGAGAGCUAGCCUCGGGGGCGGGGCUGGGCGUCAGCUCCUCGCCUUUUAGGCGCUGGGUAGUCUAUCUGCAGGAGCAUCUUGCGUUGGGUCACACGGGUAUUGUGGCUGGAACCCAGAUAUCUGGCUCCAAGUCCACUCCUCCCCAUUUCGACAUCACUCUGGUGCCUCCAGAUACGCGUCUGGAACGUGAACCCUGGCCAUUGCCUCCUGCCAAGCCAAACCCUGCAGCAACUGAGAGACUGGUGAUGCCAUUUUUGGAGACAGGGGACAGUGAAGGAGAAGUUGGAGUGGAAGUGAGAGAGUGAUCAAUUCAGCCGUGGACACGUGCAUGCAAGCACUUCCAGCUCAGGGGCUUAUUUAGAGAAGCCAGAAGAUUGGAUUUUUUUCCUGAGUUGGAGUGCUCCCAGGCAGAUGUGACAGAAGAAAAACUGCACAAUGGAGACUGUCCAGUUCUCCUCCUCUUCACCAUCGCUCCAGUCCAAGUCUAAGCGAGCUCCAGCUUCAUCGUCUUUUGCCCAGAUGACUGCAUUGGCUUCCCAGCUGGUCCUACCAGAGCUUCUGUGUCCUCAUGACUUCCCCUGCAGACCAUGUCUAUGAUCCUUUUUGCCUGUGUGGUGAGGGUGAGGGAUGGACUGCCCCUCUCGGCCUCCACUGACUUUUACCACACCCAGGAUUUUCUGGAAUGCAGGAGACGGCUCAAGACUUUAGCCUUGCGACUGACCCAGUACCCAGGUCGAGGUUCUGCAGAAGGACGUGACUUCAGUAUACAUUUCUCUUCGUUGGGGGAUGUGGCUUGCAUGGCUAUCUGCUCCCGCCAGUGUCCAGCGGCCAUGGCCUUCUGCUUCCUGGAGACCGUGUGGUGGGAAUUCACAGCUUCCUAUGACACCACCUGUAUUGGCCUAGCCUCCAGGCCAUACGCCUUUCUUGAAUUUGAUAGCAUCAUUCAGAAAGUGAAGUGGCAUUUUAACUGUGUAAGUUCCGCCCAGAUGGAGAGCAGCUUAGAAAAAAUUCAGGAGGAGCUUGACUUCCAGCCUCCAGUGGUUCUCACUGUGGAGGACACAGAUAUAGCGAAUGGGAUAAUGAACGGUCACACACAGAUACACUUGGAGCCUGCUCCUAAUUUCCGAAUGGAGCCAGUGACAGCCCUGGGUGUCCUUUCGCUCAUUCUCAACAUCAUGUGUGCUGCUCUGAACCUCAUCCGUGGGAUUCACCUCGCAGAACAUUCUCUACAGGUUGCCCACGAGGAAAUUGGGACUAUUCUGGCUUUUCUUAUUCCUUUUGUAGCCUGUAUUUUCCAGUGUUAUUUGUACCUGUUCUACAGUCCAGCCAGGACUGUGAAGGUGGUGCUGAUGCUGCUCUUUAUCUGCCUGGGCAACAUGUACCUGCAUGGGCUAAGGAACCUCUGGCAAAUCCUUUUCCACAUAGGAGUGGCUUUUCUGUCUUCAUAUCAGAUACUGACCAGGCAGCUUCAGGAGAAGCAGUCUGACUAUGGAGUAUGAAGAUGGCAUCAUGUGAUGAAUGGAUCCUUUCGUUUUCUUGUGAGAGUCACCUCUGUUUCCCUUUUUGCUUCUCGACUUCACCUCGAGUUUCCAUCCUUGAAGUUCCUUUCGACCAAACCAGAGUGAUACUGAAAGUUGAGGAUUUUUAACAGGAGCGAUGGAAAACACGAGGUCGCCCCAGCCCCAGUUUUGUGCUGGGCAUCAUGGCAGAAUCUCCAGUUCAGCACAUUUACUUAGGACAGCAGAAUCUGGGGGCUCAUUCAGAAGGAGCAUUAUUAGAAGAUCAGAAUGGAAUUAUUUUGGUCUUUUAAAUUGAAUGAUGCAAUAAACCACUAGAUUCAAUAACACUAGCUUUAGUAACUGGCGGUUGUCUCUGAGGAACCACUUUAAAACCCACAUCAGCUUUUCAGUCUAAAUGGGACUUGGUUAGUUUUUUGUAGAGGGUCAAUACAGGGUGAAUUAAACAUUUUAAAAUAUGGUUCAUAAGUAUAAGCUAGAUAAAUUUUGUUUACAUUUUUUGAUAACUUAGGUCUGAUAUGAUACCUUUAGAAUAUUUAAAUGUAUUUUGGAUAUAAAUUGAACUUAUCUUCAUUUGGGGAAAGGACAAACUCAAGCUGAGAAAAUGGUUAAGAAAGCCGAGUUUAUUUAAUUUGUAUAUAACUUUUUAUGGUGGUGGGACUGCGUGGGCACAGAAAAGUUUUGUAUUUGUCUGCAGGGUAUAUCUGAAUAUUUAAAAAAUUGAGUAACCAGUGCUACUGGAUCAUAAGCUCAUGAGGAUGAGCUUAUGAGCCCGAGAAUUUCAGGGUUCUUUGCGGUGGGGCCACAGACAGGAGUAGGUGAGUCACAUGGAUUCACACAGUGGCACCUUACAGAUGCAGGUUGUAGUAAAAAAACAAAAAACAAAAA